UUGUCGGAUACGAAGACUCAACCCGCCUUCAUUCUCAAGGCCAGGGUGUGCCACAGAUCCCAACUGGCUGAAAAUUCUGGAUCAAACGGUUGAGGAUCACAGAGAUAGAAUUUGUCUUCGUUUAGUUUUUACGUGUUUAGUUUCCAUCCACAAAGGAAAUCCGAAAAAUUGUGGGGAAUCUUUUGAUUUUGAGGCGGAGUAUGCAUUAAAUAGAGAAAUAAAUCUAUGGGGUUUUAACGAAGCCACCAUAUUGAAAAAACAGACUAGGGUUAGGAAGCUCGGAUUCUGAAAUUUGUUCCUCUUGGAAAUAAAAAAAAAAACAUAUAUAUAUAUAUAUGGCUGAGCCUUGUUUGAUGGCUUCUCAUGGUUACCCUCCGGGGCUUGUUUGUCAUCAGGAUCAUGGCAUGAGCAGGGUCAUCAAGGGUUGCCAACCUUCUUUGUCAUAUCCAGGGGCUAGACAAGAGAUAACAAGACCUGACUGCCUUAGUCUCAGGUCACAUCAAGCCAAGGAGCCAUGGAAGGCUGUGAGUGGGUUGUGUGAGUCUAACCAGUUUCUCACGAUGGACUCAACAGUUAGAAGGUCUGAGCUCAUCAAUGUGCAAGAAUCUAGGCCAGACUUGGUACUCUUCAGCUCUGGAAUAGCUGAGCAAUGCACAAGACAUGAAAAAAUCAUGCGGUUUCUUAAGUCGAGACCAAGUGAGGCUGGAGGUGUUUUAGAUUUGUCUUUACUCUCUGACUUGGGUCUUCAACCAUUGACAUUUGAUUCACACCAACGACCGUCAUCUCCUUCUCUCAUUUGCCCUGAUAGUGAAUUAUUAGGACAGAAGCCCCUCAUGGACUUUGUGGGAGAUAUGACCCGCAGUUCAAAAAUCACCAUUCAUCCUGAUGGUAGAAUCUUGUUUACUAGUAGUGGAACUGAGAUGAAUGACUUCCUUUCCAUUGUUGCUGAGUUUUACUCAUCAAGAAAUUCAACUAAGUGGGCUAAUAAGUCAUUGCUGAUUCCUUAUUUUGACAGGCUGGAGAGCAGUGAAGUUCAGGUUAAUAGAUCUGCUUCAAAGACUGAAGCUGUGACUGUUGCACCUUUGAAGAGUCCUGAGAAAAUCAAAGUCAAGCCCAAGAAGAGGAACAGCAGGAAGAUGGGUAACAAAAGGAAUCUUUAUCGAAGCAGCUACUUCCAUGCAUGUGAGAAUCUCCUAUCCUUGAUGAUAAACAAAAGACAAAAUGGGAAAACAGCAAUCCUUUCAUUGAAGAAAUCUGGUCCUGAACUUCCCGAGAUCUUAACUCAGUUUUCUGCUGGCAUCGCUGGGACUGGUCUUGCUGUUCUUUUCUCUGUAAUCUGUAAAUUGGCUUGUGGGAGGGUUCCAUUAUGUGCAUCAAAAGUGUUGAAUACUGGCCUUGCAUUUGCGCUGGUUUGGCUCUCUUGGGCGGUAAAUAGACUGAGGGACGCUCUUGUCUUUAUCAGUAAGAACGCCAGCAAAAUGGAAUUGAAGGACGAGGAAAUGAUGAGAGUGGAGAAAAGUGUAAAUGAGAUAUAUUUCAGAGCUGCAACUUUGAUGGCAGUGAUUGUGCUGAGGCUUGCAUGAGCAUUGAGAAGCUAAAUUAAACCUCACGAGGAAAUGGUCAAGGUUUGCAGAACAUCCUGAUUUGGUGGAAAGUGUAAAUGUCGUAAAGCCGAGUGAGAACAAGGGUGGGUGUUAUUUGGGCUUUGUGCGUUUCUGAACCAGAGGUAGCUGAGCCAUGAAACAUGAGUAAACAAUUUCGAUUCCAAGCAAUCGCUGUCGUAGGAAUUAAGAUGACUUUAGCUCAGAUGGGGGAAAGCUCAAUCUCAUGGCUGGUUGUCAUAUGAUAACUAGACUGUAAAUUUAUGGUAGAGUUACUUGCUUGAACAUUAGAUAUGUACUUUUUCUAUUAAUUCAAUUUUUGCACGUCCAAAUCAA
Molecule: messenger RNA, 1937 nt
Organism: Mangifera indica (mango)
Lineage: Eukaryota; Viridiplantae; Streptophyta; Magnoliopsida; Sapindales; Anacardiaceae
Exons: 5
Coding region: 336-1583 (415 amino acids)
Source: RefSeq, a predicted model, not a curated record